AUGAAGGUCAGGUUUGAUAAAGAGGAGUACGAUGUUAUGAAGAAGUUUGAACUUCGACAUCAUCCGGACAUAUGGAAAUGGAUUCUGGAUAAGGUGGGAAGAAGUGAAAGUCUGGAAAUCUUGGACGUCUCUGAGGAAGCGUGUGUUUUUGCGUUAUCGCUAGCAGAAAAACAUUCCAAUAACCGCUUGGUGAUUGCUUCACGAGGUGAAAAACCGGAUUUCGACCUGCCCCCCAACGUCACCUAUAAACGAAUUGGUAUGUUUGACGUCAUCAUUUUCAAUGAAGUCACUAAUGAGAUCUCUGAUUUGGGUGGAUUCUUCAAAAAGCUUGCAUUACUCCUUAAAGACAAUGCUCCUAUUAUCGUCUUAUCGAGGCCAAAAAAUCCACCACUUCCCAUGCCAGAGUGCUGUCACCUACUAUGGCGAAAAUUAGCACCAACUCGGGAUGAGCUAAUAAGCCACGUUAAAGCUGCUAAUCUGAACCACACUUGCUUUUCGGCCUCCGUACCUGUCACAGUUGAUCGAUUGGAAUGGGAGAAAAUUCUCUAUUCAGGUUGUUUUCCUGCCGUGAAGAAUACAGCUAAGUGCACAGAAAAGGAGAUACGAGAUUACUGUAAUCGUAUAUCCGGAAAAGUUGCGUUUGAAGAGAAAUUGAACAUUUUCCUUCUCAAAAAGCAAUAA
This is a messenger RNA of Angiostrongylus costaricensis, 681 nucleotides long. NCBI's taxonomy places the organism in Eukaryota, Metazoa, Nematoda, Chromadorea, Rhabditida, Metastrongylidae. The record is from the annotation of a GenBank genome assembly.